This is a messenger RNA of Daktulosphaira vitifoliae (grape phylloxera), 2137 nucleotides long. RefSeq names its product peroxidase-like. Bases 47 to 1903 code for a protein of 618 amino acids. Gene Ontology annotation, biological process: response to oxidative stress. Gene Ontology annotation, molecular function: peroxidase activity; heme binding. The record is from RefSeq and is a predicted model, not a curated record. Lineage: Eukaryota; Metazoa; Arthropoda; Insecta; Hemiptera; Phylloxeridae. The transcript has 13 exons.
UCAAAACAUUUUGUUUAUUGUACACUCUAAAACAUUCAAUUUGGCUAUGCAACGCCUCAUUGUUAUUUUUAUUCUGAUGUUCCUUAAUACUUCGAGGGCACAAUCACUCUUCUUGAAUACAAAUGGAUUUUCUGUACCGAACUGCGAUCAUAUUGCUGGUGAACAAUGUUAUUCAAAUAUCGUUUGUGAUGUCAAUGCGAAGUAUCGAACAAUCGAUGGAUUGUGUAACAAUUUGAACGUUCCUUGGUGGGGUGCAGCUAAUACAUCUCAUUUGCGGCAUGUUUACCCUUUUUACGGCGAUGGAAUAUAUAGUUUUCGAAAACAAAUUGAUGGAAGUCCCUUACCUGGCGCCAGGCUUAUAAAUUUAAAACUUUUUUUGAAUAAACAGUUUCCUAGUUGGAAUGAACACAAUACACUUUUUAUGGAGUGGGGUCAGUUUGUGGCUCAUGAUACGACCGAUCUUCCACCAGACCCUUCGAUCACUGGUGGCUGUUGUUUAGUACGAAACAAGUACCCUAUUCAGUGUCAAUAUGUUAUAAACGUUCCUUUAAAUGAUCCAGUUUAUUCAAAAUUUGGUCAGACAUGUAUAAACUUUGUACGCGCUAUAACAAUGGCCAAUAUGAAUAACUGUUCAUCGAUUCCGGCAUCAUUUCCGGUUAUGUCAACACAUUAUAUGGAUGGAUCUCAAAUUUAUGGGUCCAAUAAACAAUUAGCCUCUGAACUUCGAACGUUUCAAGAUGGUCGCUUAAGAUCAGAAUUCAACAGCAAUCAUCAAGAAUUCUGUCCUCAACGUUCUCGAACAUCAUCGCAAUGUGAAUCUUCAUCAGAUUCACAAUUUUGUUUUUUGGCUGGAGAUCGCCGAGUAAACCAAAAUUUGGGAAUUGCAGUUUUUCAAACUAUGUUUUUGAAAUUCCAUAAUGUUAUUGCGCAUAGUUUGCAAACAAUCAAUCCGCAAUGGAAUGAUGAAAAACUAUAUCAAGAAACUCGCAGAUUUAUCAUCGCUACUAUUCAGCAUAUAAAUUACGCUUAUUAUUUGCCUAUACUUCUUGGCAAAGAUUUCACAGCGAAACGUGGUUUUAAUAAGCCCGCUGUAUACGAUGAAAAUCUUGACCCUUCUACAGCCCAAGAACAUUCAACUGGCGCUUUUAGAGUUUUACACAAAGAAAUCCCUGAAUUUUUCAAUUUAAUAAGCAAAAAUAUGCAUAAUGUUCAACAUGCUGUAAUUACCGAAUGGUUGGACAAACCAGAUUUAUUGCCUUAUAACGAUAACUAUGACAAUAUGAUACGUGGUCUAAUGGAAAGCUCUACACGCCAAGAGCAACCAUCGUACAAUCCAUUAAUAUCAAACAAUUUAUUUUUAAAGACUAAACCAAAAUUUUCGGGAAAUGAUCUUCUAGCAAUAGAUAUUCAAAGAGGACGGGACACUGGUAUGCCUCCGUAUAAUACAAUGAGAUCCAUCUGUGGAAUACCGGCAGCUUCAUCGUUUGAUGAUUUACUUGACUUAAUACCAUACGAUGAUGUACAAAAGUUGAAAGAACUUUACUUUUCUGUUAAUGAUAUCGAUUUCAUGGUAGGUGCACUUUUAGAAAUACCAGCUAAAGGAGCUAAAGUAGGCCCUACAUCCAGAUCAAUACUAGCCGAAAGUUUUUACCGUUACAAGAACGGGGAUCGUUUCUUUUACGACGUUCUAGGACAACCAGGCAGUUUUACGUCGGAGCAAUUAAAAGUAAUUAAAUCAAUAACAUUUGGUCAUGUUAUCUGUGCCACUUCAAGUAUAAAACACGUGCCGUAUGAUAUAUUUUUAUCAUUAAGUCAAAGGUACAUGCAGAAUUAUGUCGAUUGCGGUACAUUAACGUUAAAUUUGGAUCCAUGGAAAGAGAAAUCCGUAGAGGCUUAUUAUUAAAACUGAGGGUUACUUAAAAUGUUGUUAAUAAUAUAGCAAAAUUGUUAUAGAAAUAUUUUAAAGUUUAGCUGUUAAAAAGUAGUUUGAUAUAAUUUCCAUUUCCUUUCGAUAAAAUUAUUAAAAUCAAUAAUCAAUAUGGUAAAAUUGUAUUUUCCCAUCGACUUGUGAUAACAUUACGUUAAUAAAAUAACAUUAAAUUAUAGUGUCUUUAAAGUGUAAAAUAUAUUAUUAUAA